Molecule: messenger RNA, 2674 nt
Organism: Xiphophorus hellerii (green swordtail)
Lineage: Eukaryota; Metazoa; Chordata; Actinopteri; Cyprinodontiformes; Poeciliidae
Gene: exorh
Product: extra-ocular rhodopsin
Exons: 5
Coding region: 182-1243 (353 amino acids)
Biological process (GO): visual perception; G protein-coupled receptor signaling pathway; phototransduction
Cellular component (GO): membrane
Molecular function (GO): G protein-coupled receptor activity
Source: RefSeq, a predicted model, not a curated record
UCCUCAGGGGGCUGCAGAGAACAUCUUACUUCCUCAGGAUCCAGCCGUCCAUCCGUAUUUUUCUCCUAAUUUCCACCUCCGCUGCACCACAAGACAUCCCAGCUGUACUUUGCUGUGAGAGGUGCAGGCUCUUUCGCCCGGGUCUCAGAGAAAAGAAAAGACAUCAUCAACAGCCACAGCCAUGAAUGGCACAGAAGGACCCAACUUUUACGUCCCCAUGUCUAAUAGGACAGGGUUGGUGCUCAGCCCAUUUGAGCACCCUCAGUACUACCUGGCCGAGCCUUGGAAGUACUCUCUUCUGGCCGCAUACAUGCUGUUCCUCAUCAUCACGGCCUUCCCCAUUAACUUCCUCACCCUUCACGUCACCAUCAAGCACAAAAAGCUGCGAACCCCGCUGAACUAUGUUCUGCUCAACCUGGCGGUGGCCGACCUUUUCAUGAUCGUUGGAGGAUUCACGGUGACCCUGUACACGGCUCUUCACGGAUACUUCAGCCUGGGCAUCACCGGCUGCAACGUUGAGGGGUUCUUUGCCACUUUAGGAGGGGAGAUUGCCCUCUGGUCUCUGGUCGUUUUGGCUGUUGAGCGCUACAUUGUGAUCUGUAAGCCUAUGACCAACUUCCGCUUCGAGGAAAAACACGCCAUCGCUGGCUUGGCGUUCUCCUGGGUCAUGGCCCUGACCUGUGCUGCGCCGCCUCUGUUCGGAUGGUCCCGGUACAUCCCAGAGGGCAUGCAGUGUUCCUGUGGGAUUGACUACUACACUCCCAAGCCGGAGAUCAACAACACCUCAUUUGUCAUCUAUAUGUUCGUCCUCCACUUCUGCAUUCCCCUCUUCAUCAUUUUCUUUUGCUACAGUCGCCUGCUCUGUACCGUGCGAGCGGCUGCAGCUCAGCAGCAGGAGUCUGAAACCACCCAAAGAGCAGAGAAGGAAGUGACACGUAUGGUCAUAGUGAUGGUGAUCUCCUUCCUGGUGUGCUGGGUGCCCUACGCCACUGUGGCCUGGUACAUCUUUGCCAAUCAGGGAGUUGAGUUCGGACCAGUGUUCAUGACGGCUCCAGCCUUCUUUGCCAAGAGCGCUGCUCUCUACAAUCCAGUCAUCUACAUUCUGCUGAACAGACAGUUCAGAAACUGCAUGAUCACCACAGUGUGCUGUGGAAAGAACCCAUUCGGAGAUGAUGAGGCCACCGCCGCAGUCUCCAAAACCCAGACUUCAUCCGUCUCCUCCAGCCAGGUGGCCCCUGCUUGACCCCUCACUCCCUCUUCUAUCUGCUCCAUCUGUUCCCGCUCACCAAGGGACCCACCACCGCAGAGCAUCAAUACGUUCCAUUGGCCGAUUCCUCCGGACUCACCUCCUCAGUUGUCCUCGCUGCAGUUGGUGCUCAUGCCAACUUCAGGGGGACAGACUCAAUCAAAGGCCAGCAUGUUCACUUUCAGCCCGUUUAAUUAUGGAAAGUGUUCAGAUUUUUACCCGGCAUUAUAGGGUUGUCAUCUUGAUGCGGAUCCAACUGAAUCCCUUCCAGGCCUCCCCUGCUGCUUCAGUAAACAGGUCAUAGGUGAAAGUGUGAUUCAGAGUCAUGCUCCCACUAAUAUUUAGAUAAACAUUUCUUAGCAUUUUGCAGAGAAGAUGCACACUUUUUGUAGUCAUGUACAAGCUACUGACAUAAUCCCAGCUGGAUAUUUCACUUUUCCUGUCAGAAAGUUUAAAGCUUACAUAAUUGGUUGGAUUCCUGUAUACAUUUUUUAACCAUAGUCCAUCAUUUUUUAAUCGUGUUGAGGUUCCAGCUUAAUGCUAGCCUGCUUUAUCCAUCCCAGAUCCAGUUUUGAUGAGUGUUUGGGUUCCUGGUGUCUUCAAGUUUCAACCAUGCAGCUGUGGAUUUAUGCUAUGGUUAAGGAAUGUUACUUUAGUUCAUCACUGGCAGCGUAACUAACGCUCAGCCUGAUCCUUCCUUGCUUGACAAUUGGUGGAUCCUCUCAGGUUUAAAAGCCUCACCUUUUCUCCUCUGAACAAUUUUCCCAUUUGUGAGGUCAAACAACUGAAUGUCUGUCUUAUCAAACCUGAAAACAUUUCUCCAGAAGACAUUCAUGUGCACAUCUGCAAAUCUCUGUCAACCUUGAAAGUGUCAUUUUUGGAACAGGAGGAUCUUGCUUUGUCCGCAUCUUAACAAUAGACACAGAUAUUGUUGUUCCAAAACCUUCAAAGAUACUGUAAUUUAAAAACUUGGUAGUUCUCGGGUCAUUCCUAAUCCUCUCAUUGGAAGUGACCAUUUGGGCCAGAAGGGUGAAAAUUAUACACAGUUUCAUGAUCAAAGAGGACAGAGAUACCAAACAUACGAAAACUAUUGUGGAUACUGCAGGGUAACAAUGUCACUGAGCUUAAAUCUGUUGAAAAUAUAUGGACUGUGCAAAAAAGCCACAUCAAUGCAAGGGAAUCGAAAAAAUAAAAUCAAUUUAUAUACUGUUUCUAGGUAUCAAUUCUAUCUAGAAAUGUGGUCUCAUACCCAACCGUAAUGAUGCCAGAACUUUAAUAAUGGUCACAAAAAAAAAACCAUGUGGUUUCUCUUCAACUUUCUACAGGACAUUUCUUGAAAUAUUAGUGGGAUGUGUGUAAAUAUCUGAACCUUUCUGUAUUUAUUUGCCCCUAAUUAGAUAAAGAUCAAUAAUAAACAUAUCCACCCAA